Messenger RNA from Ectocarpus sp. CCAP 1310/34, 2524 nucleotides. Lineage: Eukaryota; Phaeophyceae; Ectocarpales; Ectocarpaceae. The record is from the annotation of a GenBank genome assembly.
UUGGUGUAGCUGGGUGCCACCUGAGGCUUGAGGCAGGAUGGAUGAGCCACAGGCUGGCCAGAAACCGGUGGUAGUCGCCAUCGGAGGGUUCCUGUGCGGAGGUGGCGACUUGAACGGGCGCGUGUACUCGUUUUGGAGGAUUCCAUCGGCAGCGCUGGAAGCACAAGGCUUUCGCGUCGUUACGGUCAGCCCUUCUCCGGUGGGAUCUCUGCACGACAGGGCCUGCGAGAUUUUCUACGAGCUGAAAGGUGGCACUGUGUGCUACGGUCAGGAGCACUCCCGUGCUCACGGGCACGCCUGCCACGGUGAGACGUACGACGUCGGGUUGUUCUCCGCUUGGGGGGAAGACAACCCUAUCCACGUCAUCGGGCACAGCUACGGCGGGCAGACGGCGAGGGUAUUGCAGCACCUGCUGGCCACGGGAUUCUUCUCCAAGCCUGGCGAGUACCAAACGAGUGCGGCGUGGGUAAGGAGCGUGACCACGUGCAACUCGCCCUUGAACGGCUCCUUGCUGGUGUACAGCUUGGGCGAGAGGGCCGACACUGCACCGGAGGUACGCCUCGGCUCCCACGGCCACCUGCUCUCGGUGGCCAUCCACGCGCUGGAGCUCCUGGACUGGCCGCUGCUGAAACGUUUUUUCGACCCAAGGCUGUCGCACUUUGGGUUAUCCUGGCGGCGUCGCGGGUGGCGCCAGGGGCUCAAGGUCGUCGCCCUUGCUGUGGUGGGCAAGAGCGUGAUCUACUCCCAGCCGGACAACGCGGCCUUUGACAUGACGGUGCAGUCGGCGCAUCGCUUAAAUCAGGAGAUCCACACUGACCCCCACACCUUCUACUUCAGUUUGGUGGGUACAGGACUAAAGGAAGAGGAGCUAUUGGUCUCGCCUACGGAUACUGGCCAGACUAAGUGGGUGUUCAGGGUUUGGGCGCGGCUGCUGUCGCUUGGUCCGGGGUGGAAGGGGAUGACGACAAAGCUCGUGUAUUCGGCGUUGAAACGGCUACACUCGCGGCAAGUUGGGGCCCACGCGAGUGCCAUAGAGAGCCGCCUCGGAGUGGCCGCGGACUCGUGGAGUUCAGCGGGAGACGAUGGCGUUUUGGAGGGGUAUACUCAAAGCCAUCCCCGUGUCCCCGAGGAGUGCGAAGCGCCUGUGAGGGUCGGCCUCCCCCGGUGCCACUCCGCGCUCAAGCCCGGCGUGUGGCACACCCUCUCCGUCCACGCGGACCACAUGUGGACCAACGUCGACGAGGCGUACACCUGCCAGGUCUUCGAGCGCCUGGCCCUGACGCUCCUCGGGCCGGUGGUGGUGAUGAUAUCAAGAGAGUCUGAUUCUGCCUCACUCACUUCGCUUUCGUAGCAGCAGCGGCCGGGCCGUCGUGAUGCUGCCACCCCUGUCCGGAGGAGCGCUCGCCUGCUAGCCAAGGCGCGACGAGCGCACAUAGACCCGCAGCGGGAGGGGACUACGACGAUCUGAUCUGAGUCUGCGGACGCGCAGGACUAUGCGACCUGUCGCGGUGGCAGUAGUGUGCCUGUAGCGGCGCCUGGGGAAGCGGAGCGCACAGAGGGGAGCGGGGUUCGCUGCGGACUUUGUGCAACAGGGAGGACAGCGACAGCGGCGGUUGGUCUCGAUGGGGUGCCGUUUGAGAAGAAGGCCUUUCACCCGAGGUUGUGGAGGGCGUUUUGUGCGUGGCCGUUCUUGCGGCGUUGCUGCUCUCGUUUCUGCUUUUUUUUGCCAUGCCGAACGGCGCCACCGAUUGCAAAAGCGGCGCCGGCGUAGCGGAUGAAGUAUUUGUUCCGAGAACAUGUUCUUCAGUUUCGGGUUCUGUUGGUCUUGUGGAGGGUCGAGCAUCCUCCGGCAUCGAUUUUGAUUCCCCAGGUCUAGCGGGGGUCUGAUGUUCUCGGUCGGCAAUGGUGAUAUAUCGGAGUAGGGUGUAUAUUUGUUGGGUGCUGCGGGUGCAGCUUUUGCCGUGGUUUGUUUGUGGACUGGUGCCGUGUCUGUGUGUGUGUUGUUUUGAGGUCUGUCUCAGCAUGUUGUUUCGAGGUCUGUCUCGGCUUGAGGCGGUAGGUAGUGUUGUGUUGCAAUGUAUCAUGUGCGUGGUGGAUGGCCGUACUUGGGGACCAAAAAACGGAAAAUACCGUGUUAUGAAACCGUUCGACAUGUGUGCCAAGUUUAGUGAUCGACCUUACUUCGGUCAAAAUACCGAAAUCUUGUGUGGUGAUACGGUUCAACAUGUGCAAAAUUUUAGCCAUGAAUGAGUGUGGUGGACUUCGCGACGUUUCUGCAAUUAGUAAAUGUCCCGCCCUCUCACGAGUCGCUUUAGUGUGUGGAGCUCAAGCUGAGCAAGGGAAGAGCAGGCGGGUCGCCAAAGCAGUUGGCAUGUUAACACAUACUUCGUAUUGCCUUUGCUGUCUGUCGCUCCUACUUGUCUUCGUGGCUUUCAGAGUGAGUGGCUGUGUACGCGAUGGGGUUGCGGCGGGGUCCUGCAUUUCGCCCAUCAAGCUUACAAAUAGGAUCCAGUCACCCAUUGAU